Messenger RNA from Cladophialophora carrionii CBS 160.54, 1461 nucleotides. RefSeq lists its product as uncharacterized. The record is from RefSeq and is a predicted model, not a curated record. Lineage: Eukaryota; Fungi; Ascomycota; Eurotiomycetes; Chaetothyriales; Herpotrichiellaceae. The coding region runs from base 1 to 1461 and encodes 486 amino acids. The transcript has 2 exons.
AUGACGGCGGUCGACCGGCCUUGGCCUCUUGAAGGAGACUCUUCAAUACCGAAUGACAAACCGAACUUGAAGCCAAACUACUUCGAAAUGCAACCAGGGUCGACUCGGAAAAACGCAUUCGAUCAAACUCUGUACAACAUCGUGGUUCUGCGCUUGCCCUCGACAGCGUCGGAAGAUGAGCUCGACGACCAGCUCUCGAGCGAGGCACAAAACCUCGGCAUCCUAUCCUUCCAGCCAGCCGCCAAUGUUGAUGGAAUCCGUUCUUCCCUAUCGACAAUCACAAUUGCCUCGGACUCUGUCAACCAAAGCCCCGCCCGGUCUCAGUCUACCGCUUCUACUUCGUGCGCAUCCGGUGAACACCAACACGUGACACGGUCCGCGUGUAUCUCAGAUCGUUCGCCCUCCACUACGGACACGCAUUCGCCGGAAACGAGGAAGGACGGGAAGAGGGGCUCACCUCUGAGUAGGGGAUUCCGUAAGAUGGCAGGGUUUCGCAAGAAGAGGGCAGGAGGUCUCACAAGCUCUUCAACCCUGACUAGCAUCAGCAGUGAUGCAGAGAGCCAUGAUAGUGAGACGAUCUCCGUCGACAUCAGGAGUCCGUCGUCGGCCAAGUCGAGUAAGAGCUCGUGGUCACCGCCAGCCUUUGCCGUCAGACCCAGUCAUGACCCACUGCCAUUCAUUGACAUAGAUUCACUCAAGAGAAGCAUGGAAUGCAAGGAACUGCUCGAGCUGCGAAUGGCACAAUUGGAAGAGAAGGCACGGUUCUUGGAAUUUCAGACAUCGUUGGUGUCGCAGCUGAGGUCACAGCGAGAGGCGCUCAAAUCGUUAAAGAAGGCAGAGCAUCAGCGCUUGCUGGCCGAACAAACCGCAAAGAAUGAGCGAGCAGCGGAAGAGCUCGAGGCGCGUCAAUUGGAGGAGGAAAUGAAAAUGGAAGCGGAGCACGAUUUGGAGAAGAGAGCCGUCAUGUUGCGCUUACGCCAUAUGGAGGCUUAUUGUCAGAAUCCCACUCCCCCUCCCACUCCAGUCGAGCUCCUCGCCGGACGCGCCUCUACUGAUUCCGUUCUACCUGAGCGUAAGGUCACCGAGAAAGACUAUCACAACCUGGCACAGCAGUACCGUGAGCGGGACAUCAUGGACACGCUCCACACGUCGAAGAUCAAUGUCUUGCGAGGCAAGCAGAAAAAGGCAGUCGAGAGAUUUCUAGAGAAGAAGGAAAAGGAGAUGGAAUGCAUGGAGAGAGAGCAGAAGAAAGAACUUGCUCUGAUCGAUCGAGACUUUACCAGCCAGGAGACCGAUCUCCGACUGGCACUUGACACAAAGAGAGCGAGGCUCGAGUCGCGGUGGAGAACCCAAGCCUUGAUCGCGUGCACGAAGGCGGAGACCUCAACGGGCCUCAAGCAUGCACCAUUGGCCGAUGUCGUUGCCAUCGAGGACGUCGGGGCUUCUUCGCGAAGAGUCUGA